This is a messenger RNA of Capronia coronata CBS 617.96, 687 nucleotides long. RefSeq lists its product as uncharacterized. The transcript has a single exon. Bases 1 to 687 code for a protein of 228 amino acids. The record is from RefSeq and is a predicted model, not a curated record. Lineage: Eukaryota; Fungi; Ascomycota; Eurotiomycetes; Chaetothyriales; Herpotrichiellaceae.
AUGAACGGGUUCUCAACGGCCAACAUCGCCGAACCGUCGGCCAUCCCUACAGAUCUCUCGUCGGCUUUCACUCUCGACGCAGCGCCUGGCACCGAUAUUUACGCCACGCCACUCCCAGGUGCCCGCCACAUUUUCUCAGCACCGAUAAUCCACCGUCGACUCAGCAAGGCUUCCUUCCAGUCCGCCCGCGUCACCGUGCGAUCUAAAUGGUCUCUCCAAUUCGAUCAAGGCGGUCUCGUCUUUAUCAUCCCGUCAGCACAAGCCCCAGAGCCGGACUCCAGCACCGCCCAGGCCAAGGAGACACACCCCGAAUGGGUCAAGGCUGGCAUCGAGGUCAAUGACGGAGCGGCGUAUGUGAGCGUCGUCGCGAAGUCGCGUGACAACUGGUGUGAUUGGAGUCUCACCCCGGUGCCGGGUGCUGAUCAGGUCUUGGGCGAGAGGUCAGAACAACUUGAAGUUACUCUUUACAUGACGCGAUCCAAGAAUGCGUUAAUGGUCUGGAUAGUCUCUGGCGAGAAGGACUUUUUGGUCCGCAAGAUCCCUUGGGUUUUUCUUGAUGAUAAUAGCAGGUUAUCGAUGGAAGAUAUCCUUGUUGGAGUGUAUGCCGCCAGACCGGACCCUGACGGCGAGGCGACACAAAAACAAGACGCGCUGUCUGUCUCCUUUGAUGGGUUCUAUGUUAUUUAG